UUGGGCGACGGGGCGGGUUUUUAUUGAAGGGACGGCGGUGGGAAAGAUGGCGGCGGUUCUGGGACCCUCUGGGUGGUGGCGGCAGUGGCGGCGGCGUUUGUCCACUCAGGAUGGGUCCAGGAUGUUGCUCCUUCUUCUUUUGCUGGGAUCUGGGCAGGGGCCAUGGCAAGUCGGGGCGGGUCAAACGUUCGAGUACUUGAAACGGGAGCACUCGCUGUCAAAGCCCUAUCAGGGUGUGGGCACAAGCAGUUCCUCAUUGUGGAAUUUGAUGGGCAAUGCCAUGGUGAUGACCCAGUAUAUCCGCCUAACGCCUGAUAUGCAAAGUAAACAGGGUGCCCUGUGGAACCGGGUGCCAUGUUUCCUGAGAGACUGGGAGUUGCAGGUACACUUCAAAAUCCAUGGACAAGGGAAGAAGAAUCUGCAUGGGGAUGGCUUGGCAAUCUGGUAUACAAAGGACCGGAUGCAGCCAGGGCCUGUGUUUGGAAACAUGGACAAAUUUGUGGGGCUGGGAGUAUUUGUAGACACCUAUCCCAAUGAGGAGAAGCAGCAAGAGCGAGUGUUUCCCUAUGUCUCAGCCAUGGUGAACAAUGGCUCUCUCCGCUAUGAUCAUGAACGGGAUGGGCGUCCUACAGAACUGGGGGGCUGUACAGCGAUUGUCCGCAAUCUCCACUAUGACACCUUCCUUGUGAUUCGAUACGUCAAGAGGCAUUUGACGAUAAUGAUGGACAUCGAUGGCAAACACGAGUGGAGGGACUGCAUUGAGGUGCCUGGGGUCCGCCUGCCCCGGGGCUACUACUUUGGUGCCUCCUCCAUCACUGGGGAUCUCUCUGAUAAUCAUGAUAUCAUCUCACUGAAGUUGUUUGAACUGACAGUGGAGAGAACCCCAGAGGAGGAGAAGCUGCAUCGAGAUGUGUUCUUACCUUCAGUGGACAACAUGAAGCUUCCUGAGAUGACAGCCCCCCUGCCGCCCCUGAGUGGCCUGGCCCUCUUCCUCAUCGUCUUUUUUUCGCUGGUAUUUUCUGUGUUUGCCAUUGUCAUUGGUAUCAUACUCUACAACAAAUGGCAGGACCAAAGCCGAAAGCGUUUCUACUGAACUCUGCUGAUGCCACCAUUUCUGACUGUCACCCAUGAAGUGUGGGAGACCAGGCACUGGCCUAAGCACACAGCCCGGCAGGUCUUUUCCGGCCUAGAAAAUAGCUGGUCAAGGACUUGGUUCUGUCACUGGAGCUUUGAAUGCAGGGACGCUGCAUUCCCAUGGUCACCUAUGGGGACCUCUCACUCUGGUUCAGGAAGCCCACCCACCCCAGGGCAAUGCUGCUGUGACGUGCCUUUCCCUGCAGUCUUUCCACUUAGGAAGGAAGAAGGAUGGAGAGACUAUAUGCGGUUCUGAUACCAAAAUCACAGAAAAAAAUUAUAGCCCAGGCUGCUGCCUUGUGGACUCAGAGGGCCCUUGCACUCAUUUUUAAAUCUGCAGAGAACAAAACACUGAUAACUCGUCAUAUGUUUUGGCCACUCAUUCAUUGGUCCACUUGAAUUUUCUUGGAAUUCUGGGUAGAAAGUCUCUGCCUUGCCUUCCUUUCCCUCCAUUCUUUGUCUUCUCCCAAUGUAAGCGGAGUUGGAAGAGACAUUUGGCCGCCUCCCAGGCCGGAUUUGGGACUACAGAACAAAUAAGUGACUGACACUCAUCAGGCGGCCACCAGUGAGAGGACUUUCUGCACUGGCUUGCUUUUCUAGUCCCACGCCCCACACCCCCCCCCUUUUUUUUUUUUUUUUUUUUUUGUUAGCAUGGUUCUUGGUUCUAUUGAUGUGUUUGUGGUCUUCCCAAGUAGGUCCCUUUAGGUCCUCAGUUGAGUUUGGCUGAAAGUUGGUGUGCAAAUCAAGAGAUGUUUGGAAGAUCUCAUGGAUGCCGUGGAAUUAACUGUGAAACUGACCAGCUUCACAUUUGACACCUAAAGCAAUGUUUGCUGUGAAUUGACCACAUGGGGUUAUUUCUGGACUCGGAGCCUGCUUAGCUGCAUGUUUUGUGUUUAUCAUGAUUUUUGGAAUUCCUCUUUGAGUGUUCAAAAUGUAAGGACACUUUCUUAUAGCCUGGGCUUGGAAACUCCCCAAAGAGGACAUUUGGCUUUUUCCUGGUGGAUUAGAAACAGCCGCUGUUUUCAUGUUGCAAAUCUGGGAGAUCCUCAUCAUCCGUGCCUGGAAGAGUUCAUUGUCACUGAGCAGCAGAGCUGGAGUGUCAUCCUCUGUGGGCCAGCCCAUAUUCCACUGCCUUAUCUGACGGGGGGGUCACGUGCUGCUCACCUGUCUGCCUGUGGUUAAAUCAGCUCACAGGCUGCAGUCUCCCUGGAGGGCCUGGAACUUUGAGCUCUCUAACUGUGUGCUUUUCUGUAGCCUAAGGGAAAUUCUUAAAAUGGCUGAUGGAAACCAAACAUGA
Messenger RNA from Condylura cristata (star-nosed mole), 2431 nucleotides. It is a transcript of the gene LMAN2L, whose product is annotated as lectin, mannose-binding 2-like. Lineage: Eukaryota; Metazoa; Chordata; Mammalia; Eulipotyphla; Talpidae. Gene Ontology annotation, molecular function: D-mannose binding. The coding region runs from base 47 to 1093 and encodes 348 amino acids. The transcript is spliced from 8 exons. Gene Ontology annotation, biological process: Golgi organization; endoplasmic reticulum organization; endoplasmic reticulum to Golgi vesicle-mediated transport. The record is from RefSeq and is a predicted model, not a curated record. Gene Ontology annotation, cellular component: endoplasmic reticulum membrane; endoplasmic reticulum-Golgi intermediate compartment; Golgi membrane.